AUGGCAAAGUUUGUUCUUGCAGGCAAAGCUGAUUGUCCUUAUUAUGCAAAGGCUGAGCUACUUUCUGAUAUGCUGCAAAGAAACCUGCCUGAUUUUCAUAUUCAUAAGAUCUGUGUGCACCCCGAUGACUGGAAGAAAUGGCUGGAUGACACCUGUGCAUCAAAUGACUGGAAGCAUUCAAGUUCUCCUAUAAUUUGGAGGGAGCUGAUUGAUCGUGGUGGGAAAGGCAUGCUCCUCGGAGGCUUCAGUGAUUUCCUUGAGCAUGUUCAGGGUUACUAUGGCGUCACCUCAGAUAUGACCUCUGAUCUGAUGCUAAAAAUCGCAGCAGAGAAUCUUCAGACCAAAGAACUUUGUGUGCAGGAGGAAGUUCACCGAUGCAACUCUUUCAGAUCUCUGCACAUCUGGAUAAGCAGUGCUCUGAACCCCAUCUGCUACAGCCUUAUUCCUGAGCUGUUCAAGCCAGGAUUGUUCCCAGAACUCCCCACCAUCAGCCUUCACCUCCUGGACGUUGGAGGCUCCGAGGAGUUGUUACAAGGGCUCAAGAUGGAGACAGAAGACCUCGCUCUACCUCACCUCCAUGAGGUCACUGUCCAUUUAGAACAGACCCAAGCAUUCCAGGAAGCCCACCUAAUUAUUUUUCUGGAUGAUCUGCUGCCAGAGUGCAAAAUUAAUGAUGAGCAGGAUGACAAGGACCACAUGGUGAGCCAGGUAACAAGAAAUUUUUGUUGCUAUGGGCAACUCAUCGAGGCGAAUGCACAGAAAGACGUAAGAGUGAUGGUGGCAGGAGACUCCUUACUUAAUCUGAAGUGCUCGCUACUUAUUGAGAACGCACCCUCCAUUGACCCUCACAACUUUGUGGCCAUGGCAACGCAACUGGAGUACGAGGCAAGAACUCAGCUGGCACAAAAAUUGUCAGUGAAAACAGCAGACAUCACUAAAGUCAUCAUAUGGGGCAACAUCAGUGGCAGUUCCCACAUUGACCUACAGAUGGCAAAGGUUUUCAAAUGUGAUGGCGCUGUUUGGGGACCAGAUGGCUUUUCUCAGCAUGUCAUGGAUAUGAUUUAUGAUUGGAAAUGGCUGAUGUCAGAUUUUAUCGGUUUAGUACAUAAACACCGUGACACAAUUUCAUCCAAGACCAACAAAGCCACAGCCAUAUCAACAACCAAUGGAAUAGUCACAGUUUUAAAGGCCUGGAACAAUAAUGUGUCUGCAGAGGAAGUCUUCUCAUUGGGUGUACUUAGUACAGGACAAUUUGGAAUUCCAGUAGGUUUGGUGUUUUCAAUGCCUGUGAGCUUCACGGAUGGAUGCUGGUCAGUAUUGUCGGAUGUGACUAUAACAGAGGAGUUGAGGAUGAAACUUUGGACUUGUGUUGAUGAACUCAGAAUGGAGAGAGACAUUGCGGCUAGAAUACUGCAGAAAGGAUGAAGAUACAUAAAUCCAUCAAAAUGACAGAUAAUGAUUUUAACAAAAGUAAUAUUUGUUAAUAUUUUAACAGCUUUGUGGAUUUUUAUUUAUUCUUAUUUUCUUAGCUGGGUGCAAUCUCAGAGUUACCUGUAAAUGGCAAGUUUGAUGACUUUGCAGUAAGCCUAUAUAAACGGCCAUGUUUAGCACUCAGUGUUUUACUCUAUUUUUUGGAAAUACAUUAACCUUAUAGGUGCUGUAAGCGAUUUUAUCCAUUCUACUACCACGAGACUGAGCCGUUGGAUUAGCCACCCCCCUCUUUCCAAAAAGCCUGCUCUCCAAAGAUACCAAAUGAGCUUUAUUGAGGCCUACAUCAUGCAGAAAUGGUUGUUAACAAAAGCAGCAGCAAAAUAGCACCCUGAACUGACAACUGUGAUGAACAACAUGGCAUAAAAAUGGCAGUAAAGCCUCAAUAAAUUGCUGAAACUACAAUGCAAUGAGAACGUGCAAAAUGAUUGACAGGUCGAAAGCAUCAGACGUCUCCUCAGUAAUCUGCAUAUUGGUAUAAUUCAUGUACCUAACACAAAUAAUUUGCCUUAGCAAGCACCACUAAGUAUUUAUGCAGGAUAUACAGUGGCAAGUAAAAGUAUGUGAACCCUCUGAAAUCAUCUGCAUUUAUGUAUAAAUUUGUCUUAAAAUCUGGUUUGAUCUUCAUCCAAGUUACAAUA
Molecule: messenger RNA, 2129 nt
Organism: Myxocyprinus asiaticus (Chinese sucker)
Lineage: Eukaryota; Metazoa; Chordata; Actinopteri; Cypriniformes; Catostomidae
Gene: mdh1b
Product: malate dehydrogenase 1B, NAD (soluble)
Exons: 9
Coding region: 1-1425 (474 amino acids)
Biological process (GO): oxaloacetate metabolic process; tricarboxylic acid cycle; malate metabolic process
Molecular function (GO): L-malate dehydrogenase (NAD+) activity
Source: RefSeq, a predicted model, not a curated record